Messenger RNA from Salpingoeca rosetta, 1380 nucleotides. RefSeq lists its product as uncharacterized. NCBI's taxonomy places the organism in Eukaryota, Choanoflagellata, Craspedida, Salpingoecidae. The transcript is spliced from 10 exons. The record is from RefSeq and is a predicted model, not a curated record. Gene Ontology annotation, molecular function: SUMO activating enzyme activity. Gene Ontology annotation, cellular component: SUMO activating enzyme complex; cytoplasm. Gene Ontology annotation, biological process: protein sumoylation. Bases 1 to 1380 code for a protein of 459 amino acids.
AUGCACUGCGGCAUGGAAGGCGUUGUUGCGCAGGAGCUCGUCAAGAUCAGCGGCCGCUGCAGGCCCAUCCGCCAGUUCUUCAACUUCAACUGUGUGCUGUACGAGAAGCCGCUGCUGGAGAGCGGGACGAUGGGCACGGGCGCCAAAGUCGACGUCAUUGUGCCGCACACCACCAACUCAUUCAGCGACGGCGGCGACGCAGAAGCAGGUGGCGGCAUUCCCAUGUGCACGCUGCGCAACUUCCCGCACCUCAUCGACCACUGCAUCGAGUGGGCGCGGGCCAAGUUCACGGACCUGUUUGUGAGCCCUGCGUCGCAGCUGCAGCAGUUCCUGGAGAACCCUGAGGGGUUCAUCUCGGGGCUGGAGACGAAGUUUGAGCAGCACGAGCGGAUUGGCGCCCUCGAACGCGGCGUGGACACGCUCAAGGCCAUCAAGGACCUCGCCGCACAGGUGCUGGUGUUGGCGAAGGUGAUGAUUACGUGUGUGUCGCUGGCGUGGCGCGACUUCCACGCGUUUUUCCGCGAUGUCAUUCUGCAACUCAUCGCCACCUUCCCCGCAGGCGCAAAGACCAAGAGUGGAGAGCCCUUCUGGUCAGGCCACAAGAUCUUCCCCGAGGCGCUCGAGUUUGAUCCGCAGAAUCCGUUGCACAAGGAGUUUCUGAUUGCCGCCGCCAACCUCUACGCAUGUGUCUUCAAGGUGGGCUGGCUGUGGGGCGACUUGUGCACCGGACCAAGUAUCCAAGCGAAGAGAACAAGCUCCACACCAAGCGAUGUUGCGGCGUGGUUCAUCAACAAGCGCAAGGUGUACCCUGUCAAGCCUGUCGUUGACUACUCCAAGCUCCCGCCAAUCGACAUCCCCGUCAAUGUGCCAGAUGAUGAAGGCUGGUGGGCGCAGGUGAACGCCCUCAUCCAGGCGCGCCGCAAGGCAAACAGCUCUGGCAAGAUGCCCGAGAUUACGAGGCAGGACGACACGCCAACCAGCAAGAGCAUCAAGCGCCUGGCACAGGAGGCAGGCCUGGACACCAAGAAGAAGAAGCUGCUUGUGUUUGACGACGUCGCCCUGACAAACGAGGAUGGCGACGGCGGCUACUCAUACGCCAGCCUCAGCCCCGAUGGCAGCCUGCUGGUCGCUGAGUCCUUUGUUUGGGACAUGCACACACUGGAGUGCAAGCAGCGCAUGCCCGUCACAGCAACCGACAUGGUGUGGACCAAGGACGGCAAGCACCUCAUCGGCCCCUCUUAUUCCCGCGUGUACAUCUACGGCCUCGGUGCACAUGAGGCUGAACGCACAGUCAUCUACGAGAAUCCUUUCCCUGGCGCUGAGCUUGCAUGCGCCGCCACGUCCGGUGGCGUCAUCGAGAGGUGGCAGAAGGAGCCCUAG